AUGGGCGAGCUGCCGACCGGGUGUCGGAAAAGGAGGCGGAAGCGGGGAGGAGUCGCCGCGGGAGCCGCACAGCAUCCGCCGCGGCGUCUCCAUGGCACGGCCCUGGCCUCCGACUUCAACGACUUCAUAAGGAGGCGUUUCUGGGCGCAGCCGUGUCGCUCCUGGUUUCCAUCGUGUGGGAAGAACGGAGUAACAAGUCUCACGCAGAAAAAGGUCUUGCGGACACCCUGUGUUGCGCCCAGUGUGACCGUGACGAAGCGAACCAUGAAGGACCGCCCUUCAACUCCCCCCUUACAUGUUCACGUGGAUGAGAACACUCCUGUCCACGUCCACAUAAAAAAACUCCCGAAACCGUCAGCAACCAGCAGCCAGAAAUCUCAUAAGCGCGGAAUGAAAGGGGACACCGUGAAUGUGCGGCGGAGUGUCCGGGUGAAAACCAAGAAUCCGCCUCAUUGCCUGGAGAUCACGCCACCAUCUUCAGAAAAGCUGGUCUCGGUGAUGCGGUUAAGUGACCUCUCUACAGAAGAUGACGACUCGGGUCACUGUAAAAUGAACCGUUAUGAUAAGAAGAUUGACAGUCUAAUGAACGCGGUCGGUUGUCUCAAGUCUGAGGUCAAGAUGCAGAAAGGUGAGCGCCAGAUGGCCAAAAGGUUCCUGGAGGAGCGGAAGGAGGAGCUGGAGGAGGUGGCCCAUGAGCUGGCCGAGACGGAGCACGAGAACACGGUGCUGAGGCACAACAUCGAGCGCAUCAAGGAGGAGAAGGACUUCACCAUGCUUCAGAAGAAACACCUCCAGCAGGAGAAGGAGUGCCUCAUGUCCAAGUUGGUAGAGGCUGAAAUGGAUGGGGCUGCUGCUGCCAAGCAAGUCAUGGCCUUGAAGGACACCAUCGGGAAGCUGAAGACAGAGAAACAAAUGACCUGCACGGACAUCAACACCCUGACGAGGCAGAAGGAACUUCUCCUGCAGAAGCUGAGCACGUUUGAGGAGACCAACCGCACCCUCCGAGACCUGCUGAGGGAACAGCACUGCAAAGAGGAUUCCGAAAGGCUAAUGGAGCAACAAGGAGCACUACUCAAAAGGCUGGCGGAGGCGGACUCAGAGAAAGCGCGCCUGCUGUUACUACUGCAAGACAAGGACAAGGAAGUAGAAGAACUUCUCCAGGAAAUACAAUGUGAGAAGGCUCAAGCAAAGACAGCGUCCGAGCUUUCUAAAUCCAUGGAGUCUAUGCGGGGGCAUUUGCAGGCCCAGCUCCGGUGCAAAGAGGCAGAGAACAGUCGCCUGUGCAUGCAGAUCAAGGGAGUGUCUUGGCCUCAUGGGAGGAUCAGGACACAGAAGGCUUUUGGAGGGGGUGGAAUGGGAGACCAAUCUGAAGGCUGUCAGAAGAGCCGGGUGACAGAUCUUGUAAACCAACAACAAACAUUGGAGGAGAAGAUGCGGGAAGACCGGGACAGCCUGGUGGAGAGACUACACCGGCAGACUGCUGAGUAUUCCGCGUUCAAGCUAGAGAACGAGAGGCUGAAGGCUAGUUUCGCCCCGAUGGAGGACAAGCUCAAUCAGGCGCACAUCGAGGUGCAGCAGCUGAAGGCGUCGGUUAAGAACUAUGAAGGGAUGAUCGACAACUAUAAGAGUCAGGUGAUGAAGACCAGACUGGAGGCUGAUGAAGUGGCCGCCCAGCUAGAACGCUGUGACAAAGAGAACAAGAUCCUUAAAGAUGAGAUGAACAAAGAGAUCGAAGCGGCCCGUAGGCAGUUCCAGUCCCAGCUGGCUGACCUGCAGCAGCUGCCUGACAUCCUCAAGAUCACAGAGGCUAAGCUGGCAGAGUGCCAGGACCAGCUGCAGGGCUACGAGAGGAAGAACAUCGACCUCACAGCCAUCAUAUCAGACCUGCGCAGCCGGAUCGAACAUCAGGGGGACAAGCUGGAGAUGGCAAGAGAGAAACAUCAGGCUUCCCAGAAGGAAAAUAAACAGCUGAGUCUGAAGGUGGAUGAACUGGAGAGGUUAGAGGCACUUGGUCCCAUCUCUGUCCUCUUCCUAGGACCUGAGACUUUCAGCCACUUAGCUGCUUUGGGCUUAGUGUGCAGAAGUGUUGAGGGACUCAAGGCCCUAGAAGGUACUGGGCAGACCCCAGAGGAAAAGCUGCUUCCAUUGCAGUGGAAACUGGAGGCAACCAGCGCCCAGAAUAUCGAGUUCCUACAGGUGAUUGCCAAGAGGGAGGAAGCGAUCCACCAGUCCCAGCUGCGGCUAGAGGAGAAAACACGGGAAUGUGGGAGCCUGGCCAGGCAGUUGGAGAGCGCCAUCGAAGAUGCUAGGAGGCAGGUGGAACAGACCAAGGAGCAUGCAGUCUCCAAGGAGCGAGCUGCCCAGAACAAAAUCCUGGACCUUGAGACCCAGCUGAGCAGGACCAAGACGGAGCUCAGCCAGCUGCGGCGGAGCCGAGACGACGCUGACCGUCGCUACCAGAGCCGGCUGCAAGACCUCAAAGAUCGCCUGGAGCAGUCGGAGAGCACCAAUCGCAGCAUGCAGAACUACGUCCAGUUCCUCAAGUCAUCUUAUGCCAACGUGUUUGGGGACAGUCCCUACACUACCUUCCUCACCAGCUCUCCCAUCCGCUCCCGAUCUCCUCCCACCUAA
Molecule: messenger RNA, 2631 nt
Organism: Puma concolor (puma)
Lineage: Eukaryota; Metazoa; Chordata; Mammalia; Carnivora; Felidae
Source: RefSeq, a predicted model, not a curated record